This is a messenger RNA of Prunus armeniaca (apricot), 2289 nucleotides long. NCBI's taxonomy places the organism in Eukaryota, Viridiplantae, Streptophyta, Magnoliopsida, Rosales, Rosaceae. The record is from the annotation of a GenBank genome assembly.
AUGAUUUCUACAUGGUAUAUGAGCAAGACCUUUGAAAAUCCUGUCUCUUUGUCUUCUCAAUGGGUGAUUCUUCUGGGAGAGCUUCUGUUUUUUUCGGGCGAAUCCGAUGGGAAUCCUAAUCUUCGCCUUUGUUCGGUUCUUCUAAAUGGAUUUAACUAUAUUCCUUGGUCAAUAGCUGUCAGUUUGGCUCUUGGAGGAAGAUCGAAACUUGGCUUCAUCAAUGGAAAUAUUCUUGCACCUGCUGUUGAUGAUCCAAAGUAUGAGGAUUGGUUCUGCAAGGAUCAACUUGUCAUGUCUUGGUUGCUAAACUCUAUGGAGCCUCAAGUUGCUGAGAUUUUCAAUCUUUACAGACCACAUACUACUGAUUUAGCCACCCUUUUGAAAAUGGCUGAAGAGGAUAAAAUUUUCCAACUCUUGGCAAGUUUGGAUCCAGAUUAUGAAGACUUACGCCGUCACAUUUUGAUGAGUGUUGAAAUGCCUUAUUUCAAUACUGUUUGUCACACCAAGAAUAGGUGUUGGAUUCUUCACCCUCAUUUGAAGCCAAAAUUUGGAAAGGAAGGAAAAGGAGAACAAAAACACAGUGCCAAUCAAGUUUCUGCUGCUGAUGAUUUUGAAAAAUUCACUACCAACCCUUCAGUUUUUCUUGGUAUUGUCAAAGCCUUUGUGACUGCACUUAUUUCUAGCACUAUGUCAAAUGUUUGGGUUAUAGAUUCGGGAGCCACCGAUCACAUGAUGAAUAAAAAACAAUAUCUUUGUGAUUUUAAGAAUUUCACUAAGGCUCACUCUGCCUCUGUAGCUUAUGGAACUGAUGUCUCAGUUUUGGGCCAAGGGAAGGAUCGAAUUACCAAGAAGAAUAUUGGUGAAGGUGUUUACUCAAAUGGAUUAUAUCUUCUUCAUCAUUUUCCUAACAACUCAAGAGGGCUCCAAGGAGUUCUUACGGUAGCCUAUGUGAUCAAUAGGCUUCCAAGUAGAGUUCUUAACUACAAAUCUCCUCCUGAAGUUCUCAAAGGAAGGAAAAUUGAUCUUUCCCCCCUUCGUAUCUUUGGCUAUGUUCGUUUUGUUCAUAUUCAAGGAUUACAUCGAGAUAAAUUUGACUUAAGGGCAGCUAAGUGUGUUUUUAUGGGUUAUUCUUCAACACAAAAAGGGUAUAAAUGCUGUGAUUCAAGAACCCGAAAGAUCAUUAUAUCUCGUGAUGUUGUGUUUGAUGAAACAUGUUCCUUCUUUGAUAAAUCCUAUGGAAAUAAUAGUAAAGGGGAGAGCUUUCUUGAUCAAGUGCCUUUGCCAAUUGUAGAAACCAUUGAUGAUCAUAGUCCUACAAGUGUUCCUUGUUCUCGAGAUAUAACUUCCAGCAGUGAAGGAACACCUUCCAACAACGAAGGUACUCCUUUCGACAGUGUUCAAACUGAGCUUAUUUCUAUUCUUCCUUCUCUAGUUGCACCACGAAGAAAUCCAAGUCGAGCGCGGAAUCCCCCACCAAAAUUCAAGGACUAUAAUGCCUUUUUGCAUGGAGAAUUAGAAGAGGAAGUUUACAUGAGCUUGCCACCUGGUCAUCCUCAAGAAAAACAAGAAGGAAUGGUUUGUAAAUUGCACAAGGCUAUCUACGAACUUAAGCAAUCUCCAUGGGCUUGGUAUGCCAAAUUAAGUUCAGUUCUUGAAAGUAGCAAUAUGAGAGAGAUUCAUAAACUCAAGUCUUUUCUUCACAAGAAGUUUGCUAUUAAGGAUUUAGGGUCCUUAAAAUAUUUGUUGGGUAUUGAAAUUGCCUCUUCAAGCAAAGGUUUAUUUCUUAAUCAACACAAGUAUGUGUUGGAUCUUCUUCAAGAAACUGGUAUGUUAGAAACCAAACCAGUCAUUACCCCAAUUAACUACAAGGCCAAACUUGGUCUCGAUGGAGAUUUGUUAGCAGAUGCUAGUUGUUAUCAAAGGCUGGUUGGGAGGCUCAUUUAUCUUACUAUUACUCGUCCUCACAUCUCUCAUGCAGUAAGCUUAGUAAGCCAAUUCAUGCAUUCUCCUCAAUCAACUCACCUGCAAGCAGUCAAACGGAUUCUUCAUUACUUAAAGGGUUCCAUUGGUUGUGGUAUUUUGAUGAGGAAAAAUGGAAACAAUCAAAUUAUAGGGUACUCAAAUGUUGAUUGGGUAGGGUGUCAAAUUGACCGGAAAUCCAACACAGGAUAUUGUACCUUCGUUGGAGGAAAUUUGGUCACAUGGAAGAGUAAGAAACAAAGUGUCGUUGCUCGUUCAAGUGCUGAAGCCGAAUACAGAGACAUGAAACUAUUUUUCCAGUAUCAAUGA